AGACAUGUGAGAUCAAGCCGGGGGAUUUUUGGCCCACUUCUGCCCAAAGAGAAGACUGACAAAGUCUCAUCGAUGCCGUUCUUCGCGAAGGAGGACUUCCAGCUUUGGGGCGAUGAUGGCACCAGCAGUGUCUGGGCGAGGGGCUUUCUCCAGAUCGCCGAAUCUCACGAGCACAGCGAGUUCUGCCGAAUGUUAGCACAGCUCAACGCCAUCACGGCAGCUGAUAUCUUGACCACGGCCAUGAAUGGCCUAGACCAGCGCCAGCUGCUGGAGCAGCUGAUCGAAAAGUCCAAGCAGCUCCCAGAGUCCGGCGCUAGCGCUAUGGCAGGUGAGCUGCGCGAAGUGGAGCGCUUGGAAAGGACUUUGAGGCAGAGGGAGGAGGAGCUUGCAACGUCCCAGAGUCAGUUAUCGGAGUUCCAAAGGAAGCUGCGGCUGAAGGAGGAGGUGCUUCAGAAUGCCGAAGCCGAACUGCAACAGCGUGAGCAGCGGGAGGACGAGCUCAUGGCCGCUGCUGCUGAAGAGGCUGUGGCACAGGUGGCGCCAAAGCUAAGGGCUCAGGCUGCCAAUGAAGACGCUGUGGCGAUGGCUGCUGAAGAGGCUGCGGUGCAGGCGCCAAAGCCAUUUGGCCAGGCGGCUCGGCCACCGCAAAUGCAGCCCUCACAGCCGGCCGGGCUCGCAGCACCCGGGGCUUUGCAACCGACAUCGCAGUCCCACGCCUCGGAAGUCGAGCCCGGGGGUGAUGAGCUAGAACCUGACCCAGAAGGGUCGCCUUUCGCCGAAGCCUUGCUGGGCGCUUCCUUCAAGGAGAGCAGGGUGAGGAGCUUCUGGCAGAUGGCGAAGGCUGCGUACAACAAGAAGAGUGAGGAGCACGUCGAAGAAGAGGGUAAGAUUUGGCAAGUCAUCGCAGAGAUCCGACACACCAACACGAGGGUCAUUGCCAGGCAAAUCAAAGGCUGCGCUGCGGUGGAGAUUGCUUUCCGGGGCACGGUUGGGCAGGAUGCUUCUGGCGUGGAGUCGUCUGCCAAUUGGGCCUCUAACUUUGACGGCGCUUUGACAGACUUGGACCCCGACACCUACAACGAAAUGGCGACGAACACAAAGCCACAGGUCCGCAAAGGCUUUCAGGAUGCCUACCGCCUGGUGAAGCCCAAGAUCCUUGAGUGGCUGCAGGCCAGAGAUGGGCAUGUCCGAGUGCGUGUUGCGGGGCACUCGCUGGGCGGGGCUUUGGCCACCCUGGCAGCGGUGCAUUUGAAGUCAUUCGUUCACGUCGAGGCCGUGGUGACCUUUGGGUGCCCUAGGGUGGGGGCCAAGAACUUCGUGGAGCUCUACAAAGCCCUUGACUUGCACCGCCGCACCGCCCGUUUUGCCAACCAGGCAGAUCCGGUGUGGCGGGUGCCGCUGGAAAAGUGGGGCUUCGUUCAUGUGGUGGAGGGGUACUCGUUGGGGAGCUGCGGUCGGCUGGGCUUGUCUUUGAAGAGCCAUUCCAUGGAAGGCUCCGACAAGUCCUACUUUCACACUUUGCACGACGCGAUAGAGGGCCAGGUCUUGCAGUCAAAAGUGGCGGACACCUUGUCGGCAGUGGCUGGACGGCUGAUGUCUUCAGCGGCUUCAACAGAUGACGUUAUGAGGACGCAGCAGGAGCUCAAGCAGGAACUCAAAGUGAGUCUCGCGGUGCUUGCCCAGGGAAUGAGAUCCGCCGAGCGGAGAUUGCACGAUGCUAUCACCAAGACGCAGCACUGGACGUGGCUCACCUUCGCUGCGUCAGUGACUGCAACAGUUGAGAAGCACUUGGACGACCUGCCGCCGUGGAGCCAGGCGGGGUCAGGCAGCGCGUGGUUCCUUGGACUGACAGAGCGGCGGGACUACAUGCUGAGGGCAGCGCAAGAGGAGCUGCAAGACCGUGGGUCGCAGCUUGGUAGGUUCUUUGUGGAUGUUUACCUGCGGAUGGGCGAUCUAGUAAUUCGCGCCAUGGAAGCUUCUGGGGCGGCCAGGGGGGCUGUGGACAAGGAGGUGAAAGAAUUCAACGACUCACUGAUGCAGAUUUUGGAAUCGCGUCGUCUUGACCUCGCUUCCUGCGUUGCGGUCAUGAGAUCGCUUCCAUGUCCAAGUGACUCCAAGCUUCGGGAUUUUAUCAGGCUCGCUUUGCAUGAUGUGCCCGAUGCUGACUGGAGUUCGGUGGCAGCCGCAGUCUUGCAAGAUCCAACUUGCCUCAAGCUGGAGUUCGAGAAGGACACUGCUGACGAGAAGUGGUUCACGCACCUUUUGCAAAGCACUCUUUUCCGCUGCCCGUCCUGGACGUCUUUGUGCCUGCGAUUCAGCAGCUUGAAGGAGGUGGUGGGCAGCCUGCCAGUCAGUCUUCAACCUCUGAAAUUGAAUUUUAGCCACAACCAGAACUUCACGGACGCAAGCUUCGAGAAGCUCGCGGAGAACCUGCCAGCGAGUCUUCAAGCUCUGCGUUUGGAUUUUGGCUUCAACGAGGACUUCACGGAUGCAGGCCUCAAGAAGCUCGCGGAGAACCUGCCAGCGAGUCUUCAAGCUCUGCCGAGCCUUCAAGCUCUGCAUUUGGAUUUUGGUUUCAACAAGAAAUUCACGGACGCAAGCUUUGAGAAGCUCGCGGAGAACCUGCCAGCGAGCCUUCAAUCUCUGCAUUUGGAUUUUGGCUUCAACAAGAACUUCACGGAUGCAGGCCUCGAGAAGCUCGCGGAGAACCUGCCAGCGAGUCUUCAAUCUCUGCAAUUGAAUUUUUCCUCGAACGAGAACUUCACGGAUGCAGGCUUCGAGAAGCUCGCGGACAACCUGCCAGCGAGUCUUCAAGCUCUGCAUUUGAAAUUUUCCUCGAGCAAGAACUUCACAGACGCAAGCUUCGAGAAGCUCGCGGACAACCUGCCAGCGAGCCUUCAAUCUCUGCAUUUGGAUUUUUCCUCGAACGAGAACUUCACGGAUGCAGGCUUCGAGAAGCUCGCGGACAACCUGCCAGCGAGUCUUCAAGCUCUGCAUUUGAUUUUUUCCUCGAGCAAGAACUUCACAGACGCAAGCUUCGAGAAGCUCGCGGACAACCUGCCAGCGAACGAGAAAUUCACGGACGCAAGCUUUGAGAAGCUCACAAACAACCUGCCAGCGAGCCUUCAAUCUCUGCAUUUGAAUUUUUACUUCAACGGCAAGUUCACGGAUGCAAGCUUCGGGAAGCUCGCGGACAACCUGCCACGAGUCUUCAAGCUCUGCGAUUGGAUUUUGGCGUCAACGAGGACUUCACGGAUGUAGGCCUCAAGAAGCUUCGAGAAGCUCGCGGACAACCUGCCAGCGAGUCUUCAAGCUCUGCAUUUGGAAUUUUCCUCGAGCAAGAACUUCACAGACGCAAGCUUCGAGAAGCUCGCGGACAACCUGCCAGCGAGCCUUCAAUCUCUGCAUUUGAAUUUUUCCUCGAACGAGAACUUCACGGAUGCAGGCUUCGAGAAAAGCUCGCGGACAACCUGCCAGCCAGCCUUCAAUCUCUGCGUUUGAGGUUUUUUUCUUGGCAGCGGCGUUUUGGCGUUUCUGCGUUUUGGCGGCAGCGGCGACCACGCGCUUGACCUGCCUGGCGCCCCAAACGCAGCUUUCUUCGGCCAAAAGCCCCCCGGUUUGGCCGUAUUUGCCCGGACCAUUUUGUUCAAUC
Molecule: messenger RNA, 3652 nt
Organism: Effrenium voratum
Lineage: Eukaryota; Dinophyceae; Suessiales; Symbiodiniaceae
Source: the annotation of a GenBank genome assembly